UUGGGUGGGUUGUUGUUCUUUCUCUGCGUUAUGGGUUUCUGCUGGGGAAGGGAGAGCUGGCAUUCAUAGAUAAUGACACGGAGACAUAAGUUCCAGUGCAGAGCACAGUUGGGAACAAUUGCCGAGAAAUCUCGGAGAGUGAGCAUAUUCAGUCCUGUCCAAAUUGCUCUGAAACUACAGACAAUGGAUCUGCUGCAACUUGGGUCAUCAGGCUUCUGCAAUGACUACACUUAAUUGGCCGGCCAACAAAACACAGAGCAUCAUCUGUGUUUGGAAGCCAUUGCCUGAGGAACCUCCACAAACUUGACGGCUUGGUGCUGCUCUUUAUUCAAGGUGCCACGUGAACGUUGCCAUUUGGUAAACAUGCUUGCGGGUCCAAAGAGGGAUCUGUGGAAGAUGCUUCUGUGGCUGCUCCUGCUCCUGCUGCUUGCUGACAUUUUGGGAUCCAGAGCUGAGGCAGACUUAAGAAAGAAGGCUCAUGACCUAAUGAAGCAAGUCCCAUUAAUCGAUGGACACAACGACCUGCCCCUGAAGCUGAGAUGGUUCUACCAGAACAAGCUGAGCAAGACUGACUUGAGAACACUCAACAAAACAGACACAAACAUCCGGAAGCUCCAAAUGGGCCAUGUUGGUGCUCAGUUUUGGUCCGUGUAUGUUCUCUGCAGUGCACAGAACAAAGAUGCUGUCCGCUUGACGUUGGAACAGAUCGAUGUUGUCAAGCGGAUGUGCAAAGACUACGAAGAAUUUGAGCUGGUGACGUCUUCUCAAGGCAUUGCCAGCACUGACAGCAAAAAGAUAGCAUGCUUGAUUGGCAUCGAAGGGGGGCACUCCAUCGACAGCAGCCUCGCGACCCUGAGGAUGUUUUACGAGCUGGGCGUUCGGUACAUGACGCUGACCCAUAACUGCAACACUCCCUGGGCAGAAACCUCCGCAAAGCAAGAACAUGAAUUUUAUCCCGACACUGAGGGCCUGAGCACUUUCGGCAAAGAAGUGGUGAAGGAGAUGAAUCGACUGGGGAUGAUGGUGGACUUAUCUCACACAUCUGACGCAACAGCAAGGGCAGCUCUUAGUAUCUCCAAAGCGCCGGUCAUUUUCAGCCAUUCAUCCGCCUUCUCAAUCUGCAACCAUUCAAGAAAUGUUCCAGAUGAUAUCCUGUUGGAUCUGAAAAGGAAUCGUGGGAUUGUGAUGGUGACAUUCCCAACCAAAUUCUUGGCCUGUGGUAGCCAAGCAGUGAGCAUUUCAACUGUUGCAGAUCACUUUGACCACAUAAAGGAAAUUGCAGGUUCACAUUCAAUAGGAAUUGGCGGUGACUAUGAUGGAUUAGUUCGAUUCCCCGAAGGACUAGAAGAUGUCUCUAAAUAUCCAGCCUUGAUCGAGGAGCUGUUGAGGAGAGGCUGGAGUGAAGAAGAACUGAAGGGUGUUUUGAGAGAGAACUUCCUUCGUGUUUUCCGGGAGGUGGAAAAAGUGCGUGAUGAGAACUUGUCAGAGGGUGUGAGCGAAGUGGAAAUUCCUCCUGAAAAAGUCGAUCAUUCCUGUCACACAGAACUAAAGCCCCCAUCUAAACUGGCGACCAGUUCCUGUGGACUGCAUUGGGGAGGGCAGCAGCCGUACAGCCUUAUUCUCUCAAUUGCGGUGUAUGCAAUGCUAAAUUGAGAUCAUCAUCUCAGACAGCGGUGCAACAACCCUGCAUACCUGUUUGGAAGAUACAGUGUGAAGUGUGACGCAUGUAGAUGGUGCUUUGUGGGGGCCCCGCUGUGCCUUCUUCAUUUCCGUGAAUGAAGAGGCUGUCUCUGCACACGAAGGGCAUUCAGGUGAAAUACAAGGACAAGACUCCUUUGCCUUAAAUAUUUUUGCUGAAUACCAGGUUUCAGCAAACACCACCACGGCAGCUCCCAUCCUAACUGACCCUUGCCUGCAUUGGCUGGGGCUGAUGGGAGCUGAGAGCCCCACAUCACCUGGAGGGUCACUGCUAGCAAUGUGGGAGGCAUUCAGUGCAGUUCACGUUUAUAGGCAAACCUGCCUAACGCACACUUUCUGAGACAAUAUGCAAUUCAAAACACAGGCAUCCAUAACUAUCCAUAAUUUUGUGCUAAAUCACUGUUAAAUUUUCACAAGGACUUUAUUUUUCUUUUUAAAGAAAACCACAAACUGGUUUAGAAAUACAGUGGUACCU
Messenger RNA from Podarcis muralis (Common wall lizard), 2173 nucleotides. Its product is annotated as dipeptidase 2-like. Gene Ontology annotation, molecular function: metallodipeptidase activity. The record is from RefSeq and is a predicted model, not a curated record. Gene Ontology annotation, biological process: proteolysis. Lineage: Eukaryota; Metazoa; Chordata; Lepidosauria; Squamata; Lacertidae.